AUGGAGAUCCUCGAACGCCGCUCCAAAAUCCCUAACCCUAACAAAACCCCCUCGGGGACCCGAACUCGCACCCAAUCCCACACCCAAACGCCAGGCUUCUCUGCUACUCCCUUUGGAUCCGAGGCUACCCCCUCGAUCCCCGUAAAAGAUCCUCAAUUUCCUCAGGAUUCUGAAGGAUCUGAUGGUGUCGAUGUUAAUUUAACCCUAGAUGAGUUCUUUAGGAGGUACACGAGCGAGGACAAUGAGAGCUUCAAUAAGAUUUUGGAGAAGGUUAAUCGGAAGAAGAAGGAGAAGUACUCUCAUCUUCUCGAAGGGGAGAGGGAGCAAACCCUAACCCUAGAGGAUGAGAAGAAGGACAGGAUCACUGAUGGUUAUGGAACUUCUGGACAGCCUCUGAGUAGGCUGGACAGUUGGAAGUACACGGCAAAGAAUCUGUUGAUGUAUAACCCGGUGGACCGUGGUGAAGUUCCAUUGACCGAGGAGGAGAGAGCUGAGAGAUCGAAGGCAUUGACAAAGGAAAUCAGCAGGUUGAAUACCCGGUUUCAUGGGAAAUUGGCAGAAGACUCGAAGCCCGCGAAGGAGGAGGAAGGGGUCGCUAUUCUUUACAAUCCAGUGCCAGGUACGACCCCAGCUGGGGCUGCGUGGCCUUUUGCCGAUAGAGAAGCUGAGAAGUUGAGGAAAUACGAUUUGGAGGAUUUGAGGAAGACCCCAAAUCAGUUCUUUGCAGAAUCAAGCAAGAAGGCUGAGAAUGGGUAUAGUUUUGUUAAGACACCGUCCCCUGCUCCGGGUGUUGAUGAAUCACCUUUUAUGACUUGGGGAGAGAUCGAAGGAACACCCUUGAGGUUGGAUUUGGAUGAGAGUGAUGUUGGUGUUGGUGGGAGCAGUGAAGGUCCACACUUCAGGAUUCCUUUGCCUCCUUCGAGGGAUGUGAAGGCUCAUUCUUUGUCUAGGGAGGCUGCAAGAAAGUUGAGGGAGAGGUCUAAGAUGUUUCAGAAACCGCCAUUGCCUUCUCCGGCUAGAGGUGGGAGUGCUAGCCCCAGUGCUAGAACGCUUUCUCCGGCUGCUCAGAAGUUUGUGAGGAAUGCAAUUGCAAAGUCUUCAAGGUCAGUGGAUGAGUCUCUUCGUGCUAGUUAUCGUGGGUCUAGCCCGGUUGUGGGAACACCGAAGGAGAAGAUGUCGAGGUUUUCUAGAGAAGGGAGCUUUGGGUCGAGGUCGCCUUCUGCAAGGCAGGGAUCUGCUGGCCCAUGGUGAUGUAUUAUUGUUUUGUUUUCUAUACUGUUUUUACUUAAGUUCAUUUGUGCGAUAAAGCACUGAAUUAUUAUAUCUAUCAGUAUAUGUAAUAUAUUUUGGAAAUGGAAGGUCUUUUGCUGAUA
This is a messenger RNA of Asparagus officinalis (garden asparagus), 1373 nucleotides long. Its product is annotated as protein DGCR14 homolog. NCBI's taxonomy places the organism in Eukaryota, Viridiplantae, Streptophyta, Magnoliopsida, Asparagales, Asparagaceae. The transcript is spliced from 2 exons. Gene Ontology annotation, cellular component: catalytic step 2 spliceosome. Bases 1 to 1251 code for a protein of 416 amino acids. The record is from RefSeq and is a predicted model, not a curated record.